This is a messenger RNA of Verruconis gallopava, 2070 nucleotides long. RefSeq lists its product as uncharacterized. The transcript has a single exon. NCBI's taxonomy places the organism in Eukaryota, Fungi, Ascomycota, Dothideomycetes, Venturiales, Sympoventuriaceae. Bases 1 to 792 code for a protein of 263 amino acids. The record is from RefSeq and is a predicted model, not a curated record.
AUGGAGAUUCGAUGCCAAAUCUAUCGUGAGCUACUGGUCUCCGAUGCAGAAUGGAUCCGACCAGUCCCACCAUGGGUCGCAAGGAUGAUACCCAAGUUUCCUAAGGCAACCAUGAUACGACCAUGGCCGCAUCCCAGUAAGUCGCCGGACGAGCACGAACAUGUAUUCGAGUCUACGAUCAUGGACACAAGUCUGUUUCUCGCCUGCAAGCAAAUCUACCAAGAGUCACUUCCGGUCCUGUUGGAGGAGAAUCCUGUGGUCCUGGUGGUCCGAACCGGAGAGACAAUAGAGAACGAGAGGCGAAUCAACUGCGUGCUGAAGUACGCCAGGGUUCUAGCUCUGAAGGUGGAGUUUCUGGGUGCAGAUUUUCUGCGCUGCCAUUACAUUGUUGCUUCAUGGAUAAGGACUCUCCAGAACCGUACCAACAUCCGAACAUUUCGUCUUCGGUUCAUGUAUCGUCGCGAUAAGCUAGUGGACGCGUGGCGGCUAGGCCAGCUCGAGCCUUUUGCAAAGAUCAAAGACGAGCUGAUUAAGAUCAAGGCCUGUGCCGUGGCGACUGUGGAGUGCAACGUCGAUGACUGGUUCAGGAGCCAUUCCUUCGCAAGCGACAACGACCCCGCGGUGAGAAAAGUGAAGGAUCUGGCCUCGUGGUUGGAGAAAGAUCUGGCAGCUGUGAUGAAGAAAGAGGGUUGUUCAUGCUCGAAAAGGGCAGACGGGAGGCACGUUGACAGGGUUGAAAUUGGCAAAGGCGGCGAAGAGCCGGCGACAAUCAGAGCGAAUCUUGCGGAGUGAGGAGCCAGUUCUUUCAAACAUCCAUCCGACCACGUGGAGAAUCAAUUUCUGCAUCGACAUAGCUACGUGUCGCAGAUGUCGUCUUUGUUGAUAUAAAAGGUGCGCAUCGUUCAAAAGUCAUCGUCACCAAGAAUCCCACUGGGACUAAUAGCUUGACUCUAUCGACGACAUGGUAGUCUGAUCUUACACUGGGGAACUUGGAAGAUGAUUUGUGGCCACAAAACAAACUCGAAAUCAAACGAGAUCAGAACAAUCCCGCACAGAUAGAGCAAGAAUAUGAAAGCCAUGGCAACAAAGGAUGGAAGCAUUAAUUGCCUCCGACGCAUAGGUGCUUUUGCAAUCAGUCACGCAGUUUUUGAAUGGAAGGGGCUUUCCUUUAAAGUCACCAAGAUCUGCAUUGAUCUUAAUCUGACUUGCUGCACUCACGUGUCACUCAGUAAAAUGGUUGCAUCCCCCAAUACGCAAGCAACAUCACCAUGGCUAGGUGUAUGAGUGCCAUCAAUUCUCUUAGCGAUCGAAUUGUGUCCUAUAGGAUAGGCGUCGAUUAGGUUUCUAAACCCUCUGAUCGAAGGCAGAGUGUGGAGCCUUGUGUUUGAGCUGCUUCGAGAUCGAAGGAUGCGCUGAGCUUCAACUGUUACGGAGGGAUAAGCUCAUGCUGUCGAAGGAAUCAGGCGUUCAAACGUUGUUUGUAAACACCUUAUGCUCGCCUCCGUCGCACACUAGUGGAAAUGAGCGCACUGUUGUUAAUUGGACUUCUCUGAUAUUUUCGAGCGUAUAAGCCAAGCACUGGUGACAAGCAGCUUCAUCUUUUCCAUGUGUUGGUCACGUUCAUAUCCGGCCUCGAAGGCGGUGGAACUUGAACGACUCUUCUCAAAACAGCCGAUGCCCGACCGUGCUUCGCUUUCUCACGCAGAGGGAAGAAUAUGAUGGCUGCUUGAAAAAAAAAAUCCCCCGAGCUGAAUCACGACUCCAUGAAGCCUCCCAGGAACUAAGACCAGAAGUGGCGUAACCGAGACGCAGGACCAUGGCUGCCUUUACAGGGCUCACUCGUUCUGUGACGAUACGCAGCAGUUUACGCCAACUUGCAAGACUAGAGCAGGAACAGAGCAAUCCUACUGGACACCUAAUUGCGAAUGCAGGGCAGUUCAUCACCGUUUGAAAGUAUCUUUGCGUUCUGGUGAACCCAACCUCUCGCUUUUCAUUUGAGGAUUAGUGCGAUCUUCGUCACGCCGCAGUUGUCUUGCAUAUGUGGAGGCCUACGAAUGGACAACAGCAUCG